Phycodurus eques (leafy seadragon) is the source of this 4407-nucleotide messenger RNA. Its product is annotated as importin-13-like. Gene Ontology annotation, biological process: protein import into nucleus. NCBI's taxonomy places the organism in Eukaryota, Metazoa, Chordata, Actinopteri, Syngnathiformes, Syngnathidae. Gene Ontology annotation, molecular function: small GTPase binding. The transcript is spliced from 18 exons. Gene Ontology annotation, cellular component: cytoplasm; nuclear membrane. The coding region runs from base 131 to 2479 and encodes 782 amino acids. The record is from RefSeq and is a predicted model, not a curated record.
AGUUGAGAGGAGAAAGCACAGAGCAGCGGCAUCAAGCUGUCAGCCAGCCCGCAUCGUCGCUCGUCUCGACCGGACACAAAAGGUGUUAGGGGGCAUUUGACAGCUCCGUGCCCCAGAAGGGGUUGUUGUGAUGGAGACGCCGGGGAGGAUAGCAACCACACCGGAUGCACUGGACUUCACGGUGGAGAAUGUAGAAAAGGCCCUCCACCAGCUGUAUUAUGAUCCCAACAUCGACAACAAGAAUCUGGCCCAGAAGUGGCUCAUGCAGGCCCAAGUGUCUCCUCAGGCCUGGCAGUUCUGCUGGGCUCUCCUGAGCCCAGAAAAGGUUCCUGAGAUCCAGUACUUUGGCGCAAGCGCGCUCCACACCAAGAUCUCCCGCUACUGGUCGGACAUCCCCAGCGACCAGUACGAGUCGCUGAAGAGCCAGCUGUUCUCGCAGAUUGCCUGCUUCUCUUCAGGCGCCAAAAUGGUGCUGACGCGGCUGUGCGUGGCGCUGGCUUCGCUGGCGCUCAACACCAUGCCCGAGGCCUGGCCCGGCGCCGUGGCCGAGAUGGUGCGGGUGUUUCAGGAGGAGGGCGGAGGGAUCGACGGGCGAGCGCGCUGCCUGGCACUGCUGGAGCUGCUUACCGUCCUUCCCGAGGAGUUCCAGACCAGCCGCUUGCCGCAGUACAGAAAGGGACAGGUCCGAGGUGCCCUGGGCCAGGAGUGGGGCUCGGUCUGCCCGCUGCUUCAACAACUGCUGCGACGGACGGACAGCCCCGGGGCGGUGAAGGCCCGAGUGCUGCGGUGCCUGUCGUCCUGGGUGCUGCUGGACGUACCGCUCAGCGAGAGUGAGGGCCUGGUGUACGACUGCUUCGUCGCCCUGCCGGACCCCGAGCUCUUCGAUACUGCUGUGGAGGCGCUGGUCAACGCCAUCUCACAGCCCGACUCCCAAAGGUAUGUGAACACACUGCUGAAGCUGGUCCCUCCAGUGCUGGCUCUCCAGGAGCAGCUCAGAGAGGCCGUCCAGAAUGGUGACAUGGAGACUUGCCACGGCAUCUGCCGCAUUGCCGUCACGUUGGGAGAGAACCACUCCAGGAUUCUGCUGGAGCAGGUGGAUCACUGGGAGAGCUUCCUGGCUUUAGUCAACAUGAUCAUGUUUUGCACAGGCAUCCCAGGCCACUACCCGGUCAACGAGACCACCAGCUCGCUCACCCUCACCUUCUGGUACACACUACAAGAUGAAAUCAUGUCAUUCGAGUCAAACAAGCAGGCAUUGUACCUUCAGGUCUACAGGCCGGUUUAUUUCCAGCUAGUGGACGUUCUGCUCCACAAAGCCCAGUUCCCCUCAGACCAAGAGUAUGCGUCCUGGUCCUCGGAUGAGAAAGAACAGUUCCGCAUCUACAGGGUGGACAUCUCUGACACGCUCAUGUACGUCUAUGAGAUGCUGGGUGCUGAGCUGCUGAGUAAUCUCUAUGACAAACUGGGACGACUCUUGACGAAUACGGAGCAGCCCACGUCGUGGCAGCACACAGAGGCUUUGCUGUACGGCUUCCAGUCCAUCGCGGAGACGAUAGACGUCAAUUACUCUGACGUCAUUCCGGGCCUCAUAGGCCUCAUCCCCAGAAUCAGCAUCAACAACGUUCAGCUGGCCGACACCGUGAUGUUCACUAUAGGUGCUCUGGCUGAGUGGUUGGCAGACCACCCAGUGAUGCUGAGCAGCGUCCUGCCCCUGGUGCUGCAGGCUCUGGGCAACCCGGAUCUUUCCAUCUCUUCCGUUUCCACACUGAAGAAGAUCUGCCGCGAGUGCAAAAGCGACCUGCCGCCUUACGCCGCCAACAUAGUAGCCGUAUCUCAGGAGGUUCUAAUAAAGCAGAUCCACAAGACGAGUCAGUGCAUGUGGCUGAUGCAGGCACUGGGUUUCCUUCUGUCUGCACUGCCUGUGGAGGACAUCCUGAGGAACCUUCACUCCCUCAUCACGCCUUACAUCCAGCAAUUGGAGAAGCUAGCAGAGGAGACGCCUAAUCCGUCCAAUAAAUUAGCUAUCAUUCACAUCUUGGGGCUGCUAUCCAACUUGUUCACCACGUUGGACAUCAGCAAGCAGGAUGACGAAUCUGCGGAUCACUCAGCUGUGCCUGUCAAAACGACCCCUCCCCCACCCGGACCCAACCCGGUGGUGGUCGUCCUGCAGCAAGUGUUUGCUCUCAUACAGAACGUACUCAGCAAGUGGCUGAACGACUCCCAGGUGGUUGAGGCAGUGUGUGCCAUAUUCGAAAAGUCAGUGAAAACGCUGCUGCACGACUUUGCGCCCAUGGUGUCGCAGCUGAGCCAGAUGCUGGGACAGAUGUACAGCACCAUCCCCCAAGCCUCUGCCCUCGACCUAACACGACAGCUGGUCCACAUCUUCGCCAGCCAGACGGCGCACUUCCCGCCUAUCAAGGCUCUGUUUGAGCUCGUUACCUCAGUAACGCUGUCCAUCUUUCAGCAAGGUCCAAAGUAGGACACAACAGAGCUAUGUGAAACUGCAGUUUGCGUAUUUCAUGUACUUUUCUCUACAGAGACCUAUGUCUAAGUCUGGCAAUACUGAUGUAGCAACAUUUUUAAAGCUAAGCCAACUGGGACAUAAAAAAACAUCAGAGUUCAUAACACUCACUGCUCAAAUGUUUACUUAAAUAUUCUGUGUCAACUUGUUGAAAUAUUCAGGCCAUUCGCCAGACACAACACUUGCUACACUUGCACAACAUAAUGAACCAAUGCAAGAGAUGGAGUGAAAGAUUCUGCCUUCACGAAGAUAAUGAUACUUAGAUUUUCCUGAUACUGUCAGAUAGGUGUUCUGCAGGCCUAAUGUGCACAAUUGCUGUAGAAAAUGGAUAGAUAAUUAAUACUCUAUUUUAAUUAAUCAUUUAUUGAGAAAAAAACAGCUGAAUUAGUGCAAUAAAUAGUACAAGACUGGAUAAUGUAUGUAAACGCUUAUGAAUGAAGUGGGGUGUAGAUGAAAUAUUGACUAAAUUUGCAAUCGCUAACAGUUAAUCAAAUGUUACUCAAAACUAAGCAUUUUUCUUAUCUUUGUAAUUGCAGAAUUUGUGAUAUAAAUUAUCUCAUUAGAGUGUGAAGGUGUACCUAAUGUUGUGUCCAGUGACUGUAUUAUUUCAGUGUAGCCUGGAAAUUUAUUUUUGGUAAUUGGCACUCAAAACACAUUGAUCAUAAAAAACAAGACAUUGACGUCUGCCUCUCCCGCUUCCCUUUAUGUUGCCGCCUUCUCCCUUCCACCCCCAACCACUGUCUCCUGCCUCUCUUCCUUUGACUGCUUUCGUAAUGGCUGCCUCACCCCCGCUUCUUAAACUCUUUCCUUUCCGAGCAGGUGCCCUUCUUCAAUAAGACAGAAUAUGUUCACAGCACAAAAAGCGCUCGCUUAGUCGUAUGGCUGGCAUGUAAACGCAGCCUACGACACUACUAGAGCUGAGUGGCGGCCCUCUGAAUAAGCCCUGUGUUCCCUUUGUGUGUGAGUCUAUGCUUGUGAGUGAGUGAGUGAGUGAGUGAGUGUGAGAGAGAGAGAGAGAGAGUGAGAGAAUGUAAGGUGAGUGACUUAGUGCUAAUGUGAGUGUAAAAAUGUGUGUGUGAGUGUCUGAAAGACUGAUUGUGUGUAAACAGGAACGUGCACAGACAUUUUUUGGGAUAGGUGCCAAAAAAAAAGGGCAUCCAUCGUCAAAAUGAUUCAUACAAUUAAGAAAAAAACAAUAGUAUGUAUUUAAUUUGGGUACCGUAAUGUCUUGCGUAUCAUGCAAAUUUCCCCCCCCAAAUAUUGUCAAGUCAAUAGUGCGUGUUAUACAUAGGUACAGGGGAAAUGGAGAAAAAAGUUUCACAUUUUAUAAAUGUAUGCCGCCAUCUAGAGGUUAUGAAAAACACUUUCAUUCCAAUAAUGCCAACACCACCUAGACGUUAUGAGAAAGGUGUAACCUACACUUUCAUUCCAAUAUGACAGGGGUAUGUCUGACUGCAUAUAUAUAUAUAUAUAGAUGUGCUCAUAAGUUAACAUACCCUGGCAGAAUUUGUGAAAUAUCUUUUAAAAAUAAAUAAAUACGAGUGAUGACUGAACAACAACCAUCAUUAAUUUCUUUAUGGUUAUGUUUUGUUUAAUGAUAAUGCUUUUCUGAAAUGCUUGACAGUUUAAUUUGAACCCAAUUAAAAUUAAAUGGGCGGCACGGUGGCCGACUGGUUAGAGCGUCAGCCUCACAGUUCUGAGGACCCAGGUUCAAUCCCUGGCCUAGACUGUGUGGAGUUUGCAUGUUCUCCCCGUGUCUGCAUGGGUUUUCUCCGGGCACUCCGGUUUCCUCCCACAUCCCAAAAACAUGCAUAAAUUGGAGACUCUAAAUUGCCCGUAGGUGUGACUGUGAGUGUGAAUGGUUGUUUGUUUGUAUGUGCUCUGCC